Messenger RNA from Zalophus californianus (California sea lion), 1567 nucleotides. RefSeq names its product BCL2 interacting protein 3 (gene BNIP3). Gene Ontology annotation, cellular component: nucleus; mitochondrial outer membrane; mitochondrial envelope. Bases 157 to 741 code for a protein of 194 amino acids. The record is from RefSeq and is a predicted model, not a curated record. NCBI's taxonomy places the organism in Eukaryota, Metazoa, Chordata, Mammalia, Carnivora, Otariidae. The transcript has 6 exons. Gene Ontology annotation, biological process: positive regulation of apoptotic process; mitochondrial outer membrane permeabilization.
CGCCCCGCGGCCAAUUGGCAACGCCGCGGCUUUUCCGCCGCUUAUCUGUCGUGCGUCCGUCGAGGCGCGUCAGUCGGUCGAGACCCGCGUCUGGGCCUCCCGCGCCGGUCCCCGCCCGACCCCGACCCGCUGCUGCCGCGCCGUGCCUCUGGCGCCAUGUCGCAGAGCGGGACCCCCGGACUGCAGGAGGAGAACUUGCAGGGCUCCUGGGUGGAAUUGCACUUCAGCAAUAACGGGAACGGGAGCAGCGUUCCAGCCUCUGUUUCUAUUUAUAACGGUGACCUGGAAAAAAUACUGCUGGAUGCCCAGCAUGAGUCUGGACGGAGUAGCUCGAAGAGCUCUCACUGUGACAGCCCACCUCGCUCACAGACCCCUCAAGAUACGACCCGAGCUUCGGAAAUAGACACCCACAGCAUCGGAGAGAAAAACAGCUCUCAGUCUGAGGAAGAUUAUAUCGAGAGAAGGAAAGAAGUUGAGAGCAUCUUGAAGAAAAACUCAGACUGGAUUUGGGAUUGGUCAAGUCGGCCGGAAAACAUCCCCCCAAAGGAGCUGCUGUUCAAGCACCCGAAGCGCACGGCCACACUCAGCAUGAGGAACACGAGCGUCAUGAAGAAGGGGGGCAUCUUCUCCGCGGAGUUCCUGAAAGUCUUCCUCCCGUCCCUGCUGCUCUCGCACCUGCUGGCCAUCGGGUUGGGGAUCUACAUUGGAAGGCGUCUAACAACUUCCACCAGCACCUUUUGAUGAAGCACUGGAAGCCAGCUCUCGCCCCGUAGCGGGGUUUCUGUCGGGGCUGGAGGCGGCACGAGGUGAAGAGCCGCCGCGGGCUGGGGCAGCUGUGCCACUGGAUGGGUCUGUCUGUUCUGUAAAUGCUGCGUUCCUAAUUGAGUAGAACAGAAGAAGAGUUAAAAAAAAAAAAAAAAAACCAUGCCAACCUGUAGUCAUACCUAUGGGAACAAUUAAUAAGCAUGUCCUACUGAUUAACAUCUACUGUAAUAAUUUGGUAGUAAAUUUUGUUUGGAUAUUAUAAAUAUCAAAGUAUAAAUAAUUUUAACACUAGAUAUGUAUGACAUGUAGUAUUUCAACUUCAACAAAAAUUAUCUGUAACCAGUUACUCAGUUUAAAAUACUUUAUAUUUGAAAAGAACAAAUAAUGUUUAUUAAAUGACGACUACAUAAGGGGUUUAUCCCAAAUGAAUAUUGUGGCCUUAUAUUCACACUGUUCCAGGAAAUACUAUGUUUAAGUGGAUGCAGGUUGUCUUUACUGAAGACUACGCUCAACUCUGCUGUCGGUCACGCCACGGAACGCAAGGAGCAGAUGUGUCAGUCCUGCUCCGACACGAAGCCGCGGGCCCCUGCAGGGUGUUAACAGCUGUCCGGGCCGGUGGUCUUCUGUCCUCGGCACCUGCUAAGUAUUUUUCCUCUCUCAGCCCUCUGGAUUGCUGAAUUUAGUCCUCCUCUUUGUGUUCGGUUUUUGUGCUCUUAGAAUCAGCUUCAUUCUAAGCAAACCUGUGUCUACUUCAAAAGACUGGAAAUAGGAAAAAAUAAAUCUUUGCCAAAUCCUUCAGAGA